GCCGCUGCGCGUUCGGCGGGGGAGGAGUUGGAGGCGGAGAAGAAGGCGGUGGUGGCGGGUGGAGGACCGAGCGCUGUUCUCGCUCCGGAGCCGCUGCACGGUUCGGCACCUUCUGCAGCUUAUUGUUUGUGUGAGUAAAAAUUAAAUCACAUCCAUAAUUCCACUGAACUGGGCACACAAAAACUGUCAUAUAUGUCACAGUAUACUGAAAAAGAGCCAGCAGCAAUGGAUCAAGAAUCCAGCAAAGCUGCCUGGCCCAAACCAGCAGGAGGAUAUCAGACAAUCACGGGCAGGAGAUAUGGAAGAAGACAUGCAUAUGUCAGUUUUAAACCGUGUAUGACCAGGCAUGAAAGAAGCUUAGGUCGAGCUGGUGAUGACUAUGAAGUGUUGGAACUAGAUGAUGUUCCAAAGGAAAAUUCCUCAGGUUCCAGUCCAUUGGAUCAAGUUCAGUCUUCUUUACCCAACGAUCCUUUAUUUGAAAAAAGUGAAACAGAAAUUUCCAUUUGUGAUACAACAUUGAAUCAAACUAUCGAGAGCAGUCCAUCCUUUGCUGCAGUACAUCAUUGUGAGGAAGGCAGGGACACCUUAGGAAGCAGUAGGAAUCUUCAUAAUCACUCUGAGGGAGAAUAUACUCCAGGAGCUUAUAAUGCUUCAAGUGUCCAAAAUGGAAUUGCAUUGGUUCAUACUGACUCUUAUGAUUCAGAUAGCAGACGUGGAGAGGAUAAUGACCGUCUUCAGCUUUCUACAGAAGUUGUGGAAGCUGGUAGAUAUCAGGAAGCACUGGGCAAUACAAUAUUUGAGUUAGGAAAUGAAGUAGAGGCAUAUACUAGUCUUUCACCGCCAGUUUCCUCUUUUAACUGUGAAAUAAGAGAUGAGUUUGAAGAGUUAGAUUCAGCGCCUUUAGUGAAAAGUUCUCAAGGUGAUACUGAGUUUGUCAAUCAGAUGUCCUCUUCUGAAAAUGAAGUCGUUAGAAAGAAAGAACAAAAUAAUAUUAGCCAGGAGAAACAGACAGAAAAUUCAACUGAAGAUUCAGCCUGUGCUCUGGGGCAUAUGUGCAGUGAACAAAAUACCAGGGAUAGGGCCAACCAGGGAAGUUCUCCUGAACAGGUAGUGAGACCCAAAGUUAAAAAACUGAUAAGUUCAAGCCAGGUGGACCAAGAAACAGGUUUUAAUAGGCAUGAAGCUAGACAAAGAAGUGUUCAGAGGUGGAGGGAGGCCUUGGAAGUUGAGGAAAAUGGCUCAGAUGACCUUUUAAUAAAAUGUGAUGACUAUGCUGGAGAACAUGACUGUAUGUUCUUGGAUCCACCCUACUCAAGAGUUACACAGAGGGAAACAGAAAAUAACCAAAUAACGUCAGAAAGUGGAGCCACAGCAGGAAGGCAAGAAGUUGUGGAUAACACCUUUUGGAAUGGCUGUGGAGAUUAUUACCAACUAUAUGACAAAGAUGAAGAUAGUUCAGAAUGCAGUGAUGGAGAAUGGUCUGCUUCUUUGCCUCAUCGAUUUUCUGGUACAGAAAAAGAUCAGUCCUCGAGUGAUGAAAGCUGGGAGACUCUACCAGGAAAAGAUGAGAAUGAACCUGAACUACAGAGUGAUAGCAGUGGUCCUGAAGAAAACCAAGAAUUAUCUCUUCAGGAAGGGGAACAGACAUCCUUGGAAGAGGGAGAAAUUCCUUGGUUACAGUACAGUGAAGUCAAUGAAAGCAGCAGUGAUGAGGGAAAUGAGCCUGCCAAUGAAUUUGCACAGCCAGAAGCUUUCAUGCUGGAUGGUAACAAUAACCUUGAGGAUGAUUCCAGUGUGAGUGAAGACUUAGAUGUGGACUGGAGUCUGUUUGAUGGCUUUGCGGAUGGACUAGGAGUUGCUGAAGCUAUUUCUUAUGUGGAUCCUCAGUUCCUCACCUACAUGGCACUAGAAGAACGCUUAGCCCAGGCUAUGGAGACUGCCCUGGCACAUUUAGAGUCUCUUGCAGUAGAUGUUGAGGUGGCCAAUCCACCAGCCAGUAAGGAGAGCAUUGAAGGUCUUCCAGAGACCCUUGUUCUCGAAGAUCACACUGCUAUUGGUCAGGAGCUAUGCUGUCCGAUUUGUUGCAGUGAAUAUAUUAAGGAUGAUAUAGCGACAGAGUUACCCUGUCACCAUUUCUUUCACAAACCUUGUGUCUCAAUUUGGCUACAGAAGUCAGGAACAUGCCCUGUGUGCCGCCGUCAUUUCCCACCUGCAGUUAUCGAAGCAUCUGCAGCUGAUUCCUCUGAGCCUGAUCAUGAUGCCCCACCUUCAAAUGACAGUACUGCAGAAGCCCCCUAAACCUUAACACUUGAAUGAGAUCAGUCUAUCAAAGUAAAUUUGCAAAUUCCUUCUAAAUCUGAUGUGCAAAUAAUUAUAUAUAAAUAUAUUAAAAUGCUAUAUAUAGUCAAUGCCAUAGUUUAGAAAGAGAAUAUUAACCUUUCUAAACUAAAUUUAGGUUUGCUGGGGGUACUAAACAUUUUCAAGCAGAAUGUUGAAGCCGUACAUCCAUUUUUUUUAGUUGAAUAUGUUGAUAUUAAUUGUAAAGUCAAGCUUAGCUGUUUACUCUGUCCAGAAGAAAUAAUCAUCUUUGUGGCACACAUUAUUGGUUUUUCUGAUGUACUGCCACUAAGUGAUUAUGAUUAAGCUCUCCUAUUUGCAUCAAAUGUGAAGACUGUGAUCACAACAGUAAUAAAAUUUGGUUUCAUUGGAAAUAAAAAAAAUCCUAAAGCAUACUUUUUCAUUGGUCACUUUGCUUUUGCUACAUCAAAACCUCUUGGUUCAUAAUACUGGUUUUUUUUGGUUGUUUUUUUUGUUGUUUUUUAGGAAGAUGUCUCUUCUUUCAUUUUUGUUUAAAAUUAGGACUUUUUUAGGGUGCCAGACAGAGGCUGAAAUUCUGGCUAAAGCAUCAUAAAAAAUUUAAAUCUUAAAUGUAAUCCCCUGGAAAUGGUUGUUAGGUAGUAAAAUAAUUUUUUCUUUUAAUGUUGGAUGUGCUUAAGGUGAGCUUAGUAAAGCAUGCAAACAAUCUAGUGUGCUCAGUGCUUGGUACAAUAAGAUGAAUUAUAUGGCCUCACCAAAAUCCUUCCUACUCGGUUAAAAUUAUACUUGAAGGUCCAGAACACUCAUGGCACGCUUGUUUAAUAAACAUUGAGUAUAGUUAAUUUAAGGUAAUUUUGGUUCUGAAAUAUUUUGGAAAAUUCAAAAACAUGCAUAAAGUGUUUUUAACACUCAUUCUCUUGUAUACUAAAGGAAAAUCUGAAUCCUUAAAAAGCUAGCAGGUUAAUUGUACUAACUUGUAUAAAGCAUAAAAUUGAUGGGGUGUAGGACAGAUUUGGCCAUACCUUUUUACAAAAUAUCUAAACCUUAAUGUGUUAUAAUUUAUUUCUUUAAAGUAUUUCUUUAAAAGGAUUAUUAUUACAUUUAUCAGUAUUUGUUUCUUUACACUGAUUUAUUUUGGUUAAAUUAUUCAUCUGGACCUAAAAUAAAAAUAGUUUCAAAUUAAGCUAAACUAAGCCAUGAGUGAAAAGGGAGUAAGUUGCCUAGUGACUGUGUGAACAGAAUUGAACAUGUAGCAGUUUUUCUUAUUUUCCUUUGUUUAAAAAAGAAAAGAAGAUCCUGACCUCAGAUAUACCCUCUAAAAGAGUUCUAUUCAAAAGCUUCUACAAAAGUGAGGAAAACAGCUUUUCUUCUUAUUUUUUUUAUGGAAAAUUUGACCCACAAACUUAAUCUUUAUAAAUGAUGUAUAAUCCCAGACUCAGAUUGCACAGCUUUCUGUUUAGGUUAUCAUACUCAGCAGGCUAUAAAGUACAAACAUUGAUGGAAUAUUUAACAUAUGAAUGUCAUUUGAUAUCAACACCAGAGAAUGAUGGCUGUUAGAAUACCAACCACAUUUGAGCAAGUAAAAUAGUAAAAGCACAUGGCGAGUGUACAUCCAUUCAAAUAAUAUAUUGAUAAUUUAGUUUGCACAUGUAAAAGGAAUAUUUAUAUAACUUCUCAAAUGCAAAAUUACAUUUUAUUUGUGUAAUUUCUCAGUGUUUAUAUUCCAUCUCUUUUUGUUAUUCUUAAAAAUAAAUGAAUUUUCACUGUUGGCACACUUGAGGCUUAAAAAUAAGGAACGUAACACUUGCAUUCUAAUUUUUGCAUAUACUGUAAAUGUGUCUGGUAUUUACAGCAAAAUACUGUGUAACCUUUUAUGGGUAAAACAAAACUGAACAUUGCAUGCAUGUAAUGUGGUGACUUUGUAACUUAGGGGUUCUUUGGGGCUUCUGUGACUUUGGAAAUGCUUACAUUCAGGCCUUAAUGUUGCAUUAGCUAGCAUGUUUUCCUUCUGAUGUAUAUAGUCACUGUUGUAUAAACUAAUCUUUGCUUGUUUUCUAUUCUGUGAUCUUUCCAUACUAUAUUUCAUUGAUGAUCAGUUAGUGUCAAAGUCAAAUCAGAUUAAAAUUAAUUCUCAUCUGUAUAUUGUGAAAAUUUGUAGCUAGGGUGAUUUUUGUUUGUUUGGUUUUCGGUUUCUGGAAAUUUGUAGCUAAGUGUGUUUUUUGUCGUUUUCUUUAAGUAACAUUGAUCAGUUGUGACACUAGUUAAACGGACAUGGCUACAGAUUUCUCUGUAAUAAGCCACACAUUAUAUUUAGGCAGUAUUAAGGGACCUUGGUUUUCUUCUUUUAGAUAGCAGCUGUCCCAAAGAAAAUAUUUCUUCUUUGCCUGUUAAGAUUUAGCUAUUAUCUGCCAGUUGUUAAGAGGUUUUGGUUCCAGCCUCAACCAGCAGUGUUGAGAGCUGAACUUAAGAUAGCUGUUGUACUUUUUGCUUUCCAUCUGUUUCUGUCCUUUAUUCUUGGCUCCCUACAAUCUAUAAACAGCUGCUAUGAAGGAGAAAAGUUGAAUAAGAGUUGGCUUAUAAAAUUCUUUAAAAAGGAAAUUGAGAUUUUUAGUAUUUUCACUGUAACAAGCUGAGGCUGACAAGUUCAGACACCAAAAUAUUCUUUGAUCAUAUCUUGGAUCCUUUUGAAAAAAUUUAGAAUAUAUGAAGAUAAAUUAGAAAUAAGUAUAAAUAUUAAUAAAAAAUGCUGUUUCCCUUAUUUCUCUAUAUGUUGUUACUUGACCUAAUAAUUUUAUUUUUUAAAACAUUUUUUCUUUCUUGUUAUAUGAAUGAUAAUAUUUAAAGGUAGAUCCAUGUGGGUUUUUUUGUGUUUCUUAAUUGUUUAUCUCUAAGCUAACUAACUUUUAAGAUUAUUUGUGAUCUGAAUUUAUAUAUAAGCUGUUAAAUAUAUAUGAACUGUUAAAAUGGAAUGCAAGUUUUUCAAAAGCCCAGGUCUAAAUGUAAUGAUUGGUUUAUUGUUCUACAACUCAGUCCAUUAUUUUCUGUGUAAAUCAUAAACAAUAAACAGGAUAUACACAGUGUUCAUUUCUAA
Messenger RNA from Pteropus alecto (black flying fox), 5407 nucleotides. RefSeq names its product praja ring finger ubiquitin ligase 2 (gene PJA2). The record is from RefSeq and is a predicted model, not a curated record. The transcript is spliced from 10 exons. Bases 193 to 2298 code for a protein of 701 amino acids. NCBI's taxonomy places the organism in Eukaryota, Metazoa, Chordata, Mammalia, Chiroptera, Pteropodidae.